AUGCAUGUGCUCGCUUUACCGCGCUUCCUCCCCUCAAUUCUCCCUCGUAUCCCCGCGUCUCUCGUUCCGUUCCGAUUCGUCUCGUCUCACCAGCUAAUCGCGUUCAUGGCGCCUAAGCGACGACCGCGAGAAAUUUCUUCCGAAUCAGACACCUCCGCGUCAGACACCCCUUCGCCGCCUCCCAAAGCUUCCAAAACCACAUCAGGGAAGCGCCAACGCCAGACCGAACCUUCUGCGAAACGUCCCGCGCCAGCGUCAGAAAAGGUUACGAAAACCACCGCAGGAAAAUCCCUAGGGAAAACUCUAGAGAAAUCUCUAGGGUCCGGAAAAGCCUCCGUAGCCGUAGGAUCGUCUCCGUUUGAUGCGGAGCCGGCAUGGGCGCAGAAGGACACGACGGGCGCGGUGAAUCCGGGGAGGGUGCGCGAGCUGCGGAAGGGGCUGCGGCGGACGGGGCCUGUGGUGUACUGGAUGUCGCGAGAUCAACGGUCCAAAGACAACUGGGCUCUCAUCUACGCCGUCCAAAAGGCGCGGGAGAGGGGAGAGGCAGUGGCGGUGGUGUUCAACCUCGUGGACUCCUUUCUGGGCGCCAAGGCGCGCCACUUCGCGUUCAUGCUGCGCGGGCUGAGGGAGGUGCAGCCCUCCCUUGCCGCGCUCGGCAUCCCCUUCUUCCUCUUCCAGGGCAAGGCAGAGCAGACGGUCCCGGAUUUUGCCAUGCGAUGUGGCGCGUCGCUAUUGGUCACCGACUUCUCCCCGCUGCGCAUUGGGCGGCACUGGCGCGAGGCCGUGUGUGCACGGCUGGCAGAUCUGGAGCUCAGCCAAUCAGGGAGCGGCAGCAGCGGCAGCGGCAGCAGCAGGCAAGGGGCCACAUUAGCAGACAGGGCAGCAGGAGGAGAAGCAGAAGAAGGGGCGGGAGGGAGGGAAGGGACAGGGAGGGAAGGGGCUGAAGGGAAGGAAGGGGCGGCAGGAAGAGACGAACUGUGGGACGCGCAGGUGGGGCUGACAGGCGUGCAUGAGGUGGACGCUCACAACGUGGUGCCCAUCUGGGCGGCAUCAGACAAGUUGGAGUACGCCGCCCGCACCAUCCGCACCAAGAUACACCGGAAAUUGCCGGAGCACUUGGUGGAGUACCCCCAGUUGGAGCCCGGGUGCACGGUGGAGUGGACGGGGGAGAAGCCGCUGCCUGUGGACUGGGACUCGUUAAUAGCUGCUGUGAUCAGGGCUGGUCCCGAGGUACCAGAGGUGGACUGGAUAGUCCCGGGGGAGGCAGCAGCAGCAGCGGGGCUACAGACAUUCCUGGACAAGCGGCUGAGGGGGUACGAUAGCGGGCGCAACGACCCCUCCAAGGGCCCCACCACGCUGUCGGGGCUCUCCCCCUGGCUGCACUACGGGCAGAUUGCCCCCCAGCGCUGCGCUCUGGAGGCGCGGAAGCUGCGGAAGCAGCACAGCAAGGCAGUUGAUGCGUUUCUAGAAGAGCUGGUGGUGCGGAGGGAGCUGGCAGAUAACUUCUGCUUCCACCAGCCGCACUACGACUCGCUGGGGGGCGCGUGGGGGUGGGCGCAACAAUCACUGGAGGCACACCGAGGAGACAAGCGAGAGUUCGUGUACACGGCAGCACAGUGGGAAGCAGCCAAGACUCAUGACCAGCUGUGGAACGCGGCUCAGCUGGAGCUGGUUCACUACGGCAAGAUGCAUGGUUUCAUGCGCAUGUACUGGGCUAAGAAGAUUCUGGAAUGGUCUGAAUCGCCAGAGGAAGCUCUCAGAAUAGCGAUCGAGCAGAAUGAUAAGUACUCAUUGGACGGCAGGGAUCCCAACGGCUAUGUGGGCUGCAUGUGGUCCAUUGCGGGGGUGCACGACCAGGGCUGGGCGGAGCGUAAGGUGUUUGGCAAGAUUCGUUAUAUGAACGCAGCGGGGUGCAAGCGCAAGUUUGACGUGGAGGCUUAUAUAGGGUCGUAG
Molecule: messenger RNA, 1953 nt
Organism: Closterium sp. Naga37s-1
Lineage: Eukaryota; Viridiplantae; Streptophyta; Zygnematophyceae; Desmidiales; Closteriaceae
Source: the annotation of a GenBank genome assembly